AUUGGCUCACAGUGACGUGGGCGCAGAGCGGGAUGCAGUUACAACCGGAUGUGCCAGAUGGUGACGAUCCACUCAGGGGACGAUGCGGCAGAGCGGGCAGCCUCGCAGCGACACCUGGUGAAAAGCUUAUGGAAUUGCUGAGACCUAAUCCUGGCACGCCAAGAAGACACUCCACAGCAGCCUGUGCACCACCACAACCCAGACCCUCGGGGUUCGUCUACUGUCCCUCGGAUGCAUUGCCUUACUGCCCACCAUCGAGACUGGCGCCCCCGCGGCUUGUAAAGUUACCACCACCACCAGUUCAGCCAGUGCAACCACAGCCUCCUCCAGUGCCACAGAGAACUGCACCGGUCGCUCCCCUGCCAGUACCACCUGCGCCACCCCGUCGGUCGCCACAACCACCAAGAAGGGUUCCCCCACCUACACCCCCUAGGCCCAUUGCUACAGACCCCAACGGCAAUCGUAGAAUACAAACGAAUCCUCCAAGAUUGGACUGCAACCGCAAUCCCUCACAGCCGCAAUUCCCAACUCAACCUUCAGUAACGCCACAAAUCCCACAACAACCUCCACCACCACCUCAACCGACAAUACCGAGGCGGCCGCCACAGAAAAUGCCAGAUAACCCGCUGCCACAGACACAGAUCAAGCGCUCGCCGAGUUCAGGCUCAACUAUAAGCGUACGACAAGACUCUAACGUUUCGUCAGACUCAUUUAGCCAGACGUCGUCACCUUCUUAUACAACAAAAACAAUGGAGGCUCCAUUAUUGCCGCAGCAGCAUCUUAAUAAGAGUCUGAACGCGAAGAUAGCGCGUGGCCUCCUGCUGAAAGAACAACAAGAGAAAGAGAAUGCAAACUCAUCGAUUACAAAGAGCAUGUCAACGCCAGCGUCACUUCAGACCAUCGUCCGAUUUCAGAAUGGCAGUAAUAUGUCGUUGCAUCAUCGGGUAAGUUAA
Messenger RNA from Pieris macdunnoughi, 953 nucleotides. NCBI's taxonomy places the organism in Eukaryota, Metazoa, Arthropoda, Insecta, Lepidoptera, Pieridae. The record is from the annotation of a GenBank genome assembly.